Canariomyces notabilis is the source of this 1772-nucleotide messenger RNA. Its product is annotated as glycoside hydrolase family 16 protein. Gene Ontology annotation, molecular function: hydrolase activity, hydrolyzing O-glycosyl compounds. The coding region runs from base 414 to 1772 and encodes 452 amino acids. Gene Ontology annotation, cellular component: cell wall. NCBI's taxonomy places the organism in Eukaryota, Fungi, Ascomycota, Sordariomycetes, Sordariales, Chaetomiaceae. The transcript has 3 exons. Gene Ontology annotation, biological process: cell wall organization; carbohydrate metabolic process. The record is from RefSeq and is a predicted model, not a curated record.
CUGGGACCCUUUGGCUAGGAGCCCACUCUCGCACAGAGAGCACCUUCGUUUAUCUAUGCAUCGCCCUCGUUUCAGCUAAUUUGCUGUACAGUACAUACCGCCAUCUUCGCAAUUUUGGGUCCUUUCGUUUUGCCCUGUCGACCUUGUCGUUCGCUUUUCUCAGGGAGGAACGGCAUCUUACCACUAAUAAUACACCCUGCCAGUUGUCAAUCGCUUUAGCAAUCGCCCCCAUACGCCUGACGACGCGUACUUCGAAUCGAGUCCCUCGCCGACACAGCGCUCCAAGAUUUCGAAGACGACAAUCCCAAGGACUGGGCCUCGGUUUCGGCGCGCAUUCUUUGCGUCCCGACGAGUCGCACCUGGCGUAGCCAGCAACUAGCGAAAUCCCUCAGCCAGAUCGACUCUACCUCAAGAUGGUUCGAUCUCUCUUGCCUCUGGGCGUCGCCCUCUUCGGCGCCGCCUCUGUCCUGGCGCAAAACCCGCCAACGUGUUCGUUAGACAAGAAAUGCCCGGAGGAGGCACCUUGCUGUUCGCAAUACAAUCAAUGCGGUGUGGGCGCAUUCUGUCUCGGUGGAUGUGACCCGCGCAUGUCGUUCUCCCUGGACUCGUGCGUGCCGGCGCCUGUAUGCGAAGACAAGGUUUACAAGAUGAACACCCUCGACAAUUACAAAGACAUUAGCGAGUAUCUGGGUGAUCCUGACACGGCCGACUGGGUUGGCCAAGGCGAGCCCCUCCUGUACGACGGCAACGUCCUCCUUACCAUGCCCCCUAAGUCCGUCGGUACCGUCCUGGCUACAACGAGGUACAUGUGGUAUGGCAACGUCAAGGCGAAGCUCAAGACAUCGAGAGGCGCGGGAGUGGUUACCGCGUUCAUUCUGUUCAGCGACGUCAAAGACGAGAUUGAUUACGAGUUCGUUGGCGUAGACUUGGAAACAGCGCAGACCAACUACUACUUCCAGGGCAUUCCCAAUUGUGCUGACUCGGUGGCUAUUCAAGACGAUAAUUCCGGCAACAUCACCGAUCUGUCCAACACUUACGACAAUUUCCACGAAUACGAGAUCCAGUGGACGCCCGAUGAGAUCAAGUGGCUUGUGGAUGGCAAGGUCGGACGCACCAAGAAGAGAUCCGAGACUUGGAACGAGACGUCGAACCAGUGGGCCUUCCCGCAGACGCCGUCUCGGGUGCAAAUCUCCAUCUGGCCCGGCGGCGCCGAGACCAACGCCGAGGGCACCAUCAACUGGGCGGGCGGCAAGAUCGACUGGAAUUCUGACGAGAUCAAGAACUUUGGCUAUUACUUUGCGACCUUUUCGGAGGUCACCGUUGAGUGCUACAAGACGAACAGCCCGCCCGGCACGAACAAGGGCGUCUCGUACUACUACAACAACAUCGCCGGCACCAACGACACCGUUGUCGACAGCAACAAACCCACCGUGCUCAAGAGUCUCCUUGGUACCGGCACAGACAUGGACAAGGGCGGCGACAACUCAACAGACGCGGCUGAGACCUCGGGCGUCCACAACGUUCCUGGCGGCAGCUCCAGCCCUGCAAACGUCCCAGGUUCUGGGUCCAACAGUGGCGGUUCCGACUCCGGCAGCUCCGGCAGCUCCAGCAGCGGCAGCACGCAGAGCUGCGAUACCAAAUCCUUCUCCCAGAAUUGCGGCAGCAGUGGCACCAGCGGUAACAGCAAUGACGGCGUGCGCGGUGCUGACCGGACGCUUGGUGCCAGCGCUUUCGCCGUCAUCAUUGGUAUCGCUGGGCUGCUCUUCCUUUAG